Oxyura jamaicensis (ruddy duck) is the source of this 1625-nucleotide messenger RNA. It is a transcript of the gene PTHLH, whose product is annotated as parathyroid hormone like hormone. The record is from RefSeq and is a predicted model, not a curated record. The transcript is spliced from 4 exons. Gene Ontology annotation, biological process: bone mineralization; osteoblast development; adenylate cyclase-activating G protein-coupled receptor signaling pathway. The coding region runs from base 619 to 1152 and encodes 177 amino acids. Gene Ontology annotation, cellular component: extracellular region. Gene Ontology annotation, molecular function: hormone activity; peptide hormone receptor binding. Lineage: Eukaryota; Metazoa; Chordata; Aves; Anseriformes; Anatidae.
CGGAGCUGACGGCUCCAGGUGCUUGGGUUGGUGCUGCCCGCCUGAGCAGGGCCACACCUGGGGGAGAGCCCGGCUCCUGCCAUCAAAAAGUUUUUCAGACGGGCUCGCAAAUGGUCUCCCUAUGGAGGAGCAGUCGGGGGAUGGAACGGGGGGGGGUGCACAGACCACCCCCAGCUUUUUUCCCUUCAGAAGAGCCGGAGGCAGUUUCUUGCGCCGGUAGGCUCUAUCAUGGGGCGUGUGGUGUCACCUUUGGUUUUACAUAAGUGUCUCCCUGGGAUGGAAAAAUGGGGAGGGGGGAGGACCUCGGAUGGGCCUACCGGGAUGGCCACGCUCCCGCACGGCAGCGCAACCUGCCGCAGGCAUUUGCAACGCCCUGGCCAGACUGACUUCCACGGAGGGAGAGGCUGAAGGCGAAAGAGAGAGAGGAGGAGAAAACUUUCCACUAAUUUACUUUUUUGGCCAGGAGUGCUUGUGUUCAUAGACUGCGAGUCCUUCCCUCAGCCCUCCCCCUUCACCCCCCCUUCGCUUUACUAGCAUACAAUUAACAUCAUUAGGCAUCAGCCCUCCAGCUAAUAGGUGAACUGCGACAAAAAACGGUUUUAGGACGCGGAGGAUACAAUGUUCACUAAACUCUUCCAGCAGUGGAGUUUCGCAGUAUUCCUUCUGAGUUACUCCGUGCCCUCCUGCGGGAGAUCAGUGGAGGGGAUCAGCCGCCGACUCAAACGGGCUGUAUCAGAGCACCAGUUACUGCAUGACAAGGGCAAGUCAAUCCAAGAUCUACGAAGAAGAAUAUUCCUUCAAAAUUUAAUUGAAGGUGUCAACACUGCAGAAAUCCGUGCAACUUCAGAGGUUUCACCUAACCCUAAGCCUGCUACAAACACGAAGAACUACCCUGUCCGAUUUGGCAGUGAAGAUGAGGGCAGAUACUUAACUCAGGAGACAAACAAAUCACAGACCUAUAAGGAACAACCCCUGAAGGUAUCGGGGAAGAAAAAGAAAGCUAAGCCUGGAAAACGUAAGGAACAAGAGAAGAAAAAGAGGCGAGCCCGCUCUGCUUGGCUAAACACUGACAUGUAUGGAAGCAGCCUGACCGAGAGCCCACUCUUGGACAACUCUGUUACUACACAUAAUCAUAUUUUAAGGAGGCGCUGAUAUUUUCAGCAAGACAUCUUUGGAAGACAUAUUGCAGUAUUCUGUAAUAGUGAACACAUGGGAAGUAUUAAAAUAUUUAUUACCUGUAAAUAUUGUAAAUGCUCAGAAUAAUUUUUUUUUCCCCCAUUGCUCUCUGAAACUGCACAUUUGGUUAUUGUGAUUUUUUUUUUUUUUUUUUGGCUAAUGCUAAAUCAAUUAUUAUUGCCACAUUUACUAUAAUUUAUUUUGUUGACUGGUGUAUUUAUUUUGUGAACGUAUCUUGGUGCUGCUGACUUUCUAUAUUUUUUGUAACAUAAUGCACUUUAGAUAUACAUUUCGAGUACAUUGAUAAUUAACAUAAAAUGUUCCUUUUUUGUGGUUGACUUCAAUGAAUGCCUACACAAAAUUGUUCAAACUGAUUUUCCUUUGUGCAUGUAUAAUAGCAGUAUUUUAAAAUUUGUAAAGAAUGUCUAAUAAAAUAUAAUCUAAUUAAA